This is a messenger RNA of Ceutorhynchus assimilis (cabbage seed weevil), 1609 nucleotides long. The record is from the annotation of a GenBank genome assembly. NCBI's taxonomy places the organism in Eukaryota, Metazoa, Arthropoda, Insecta, Coleoptera, Curculionidae.
AGUUUGCCGGUGUACUUGUUCUCGAAUGGAUUGUGAAAGUGUUUUUUACAUAUUUUGCCGAUGCACUCGACGACGACGUGGUUAAGAUGAAGUUACAUUGUUUCGCCGGUUUCUGGACCCGCAGAACCAUCGGAGAAGAGGAUCAGAUUUCGACCUCCUCUUCGCCUUGGAUUAUAAGCGGCGUCGACCAGGACAAAGUCAAAGUGCUACAACCACAAUCGCUUAUGGCGAAACAGACAGAAGAUCUUCGAGGUGUAGUUAAAAGUAAAUCUGAUAAGCAUAGGAACUACUUUAAAAGCUUGGUGGGUACCUGUAACGGUGACCAGCCAAUUAUACAAGGUAAUACACAGAUGGCGCAACCUAAGCAGGUAGCUAAUAAUAUACAAGACACUGAUAUAAAAAUUAAAAAUGAAAGUAAACGGCAAAGACGCUUGGGGGUCUACGAACGAGAGGCUUUUGAUAACAAAACUCAUCAAGAAGAAAUAAUUUUCAAAAGCGUCAAACAAUUAAGAAAUCAAUACCUUGCAAUGUUAGACGAUAAGACAAUAGUAGAACAAAAACCCAAAGAAUUACUAGCAUUACCGCCUCAAAGCGAUUAUGCUAGUUCUUCGGGUACAAGUGACGACGAAAAGACUACCUGGCAUCGAAAACAUAAAGUUACUCGAUGCGGAAGUUCAGAUUCGGCCAUGGGCCAAAGUGACGACGAACCCCAAAUUAGUCCUUAUAGUCCUAGAGGGUCGAUAGAUCAUUCAAAUGUGCCAAGUAAGAUAAUAAUCCAAGCUCAAACAGUUUUAUGUCCUGUCGAUAGGAAGUCCAGCAUCAGCAUGGACUGCGUUAGCGAGGAUAAUGAUUUCGACAGUAGAAGGCAAAGUUGUUUUACGGACGAUGGAGAUGAGGUACCGCGCUAUCGUUACUGGCGUACGCCUUCGGUAGUGGUCAGUGAUUAUUCGGACGAUAUUAUGGGAUUGACCCUCGAAGAUAUCGAAUAUAUUAGGAGUCGGAAGGAGGCUUCUUCGAGUACCGAUUCGAGUUUGCACAGCUCUUGCAGUAAUUUGAAUUAUUGCGGUUCGACUAUAAGUGGACUCGAUUCGGAGUUUGUUCUUACGAAACCUUAUCGGAAAUCUUCGAAUUGUUCUACUUGUUCUACUCUGAGCGGCGAUGAGGAUCAGGAAACGAAUUUCGAAUCUUCGACGGCGAAAUCGACGUUGCGACCUGCUGGAAGACCACGAGAGAUGGAGGUUUUGUUGACACCAAACAAACACAUGUCGAUAAAGAGAUGUACUUUGACGUCAAUGAUGACGUCGGUACUAACUCGCUUUUGGAGGUCGACGAGAUCAAAAACGCUGCAGUAUUGCCCGGCUGGCUUGCUGACUUUAUUUUUUAUUGCUAUCAUUAGAUAAUUAUUGUAUGGGAUGAUUUGUGGAUUUUUUUUUAAGAGAGUGCAAACCAUACAAAAUGCAAGCUUUAUAACGUACAUAAAAAUGACAGAGAUACAAAUACAGCAAUUGAGAAAUUGUAAUGAAUAAGUAUAUGAGUAAUAGUAUUUUACUUAUCUAUUGAGCUUUGCAUAGGCUCAACAGCUUGUUGAAAGUCUCAUGAUUGAAUCAGG